GAACUACAUAGUUACAUAUAUAUUUUUAAAUGCAUUUCAAUUUUGAUAGAGCUGUGCGGUUACUCAUUAAUGAGAACGAUUACGGUACGCAUUCAAGUACAAAUUUGUUACAACAGAUAAUACAGAUCAAAACCCACAACCGAAUAGUGGGGGCCGAUCCGUUCUUAAUGCGCAGCCAUGACAGUGCGGAACUGAACUGUACCAUUCCAUCGAUACUGGAAUUUCCCAAUUUCAUGCGGCAGAAGAGUAUACUCAAUACGGUUGUCUGUCUGCUCGCCAGCAUAUAUUUGUUCAUACUGCUGGCGAUUGUCUGUGACGAUUAUCUGAUACCGGCGAUGGAGCGACUUUGCUAUUCCCUGCGUAUGCCCUACGAUGUUGCCGGUGCGACGUUCCUUGCUGCCGCCACCUCAGCCCCGGAGCUUUUUGUCUCGAUCGUGGGCACGUUUGUUACAAAGGGGGACAUCGGUAUUGGUACUAUUGUCGGUUCCUCGGUGUUCAAUGUCCUUGGUAUUGGCUCUGUCUGUGGCAUCCUAACGGGCGUGAGCCUCAAAUUGGACUGGUGGCCCAUAACUCGGGAUACUCUCUGGUAUUUCAUAUCAAUCGGGGGCCUUUUCGUUGUACUACGCGACUCCGUGGUGGAAGUCCAUGAAGCGUCUUUUCUUCUAAGUGGAUAUUUCGUCUAUCUGAUCGGUCUGCUAUUUGAUCGCAGGAUACAGAGUUUAUUUCGAACGGUCGACACGGACUUGGAUAUGAUGACCACUAAUCCCCUGGAGCGUGAGGACGCACCGCUCAAGACGUUCAAGCAGACGGUGUGCGAGACCCCAGAGGAGGGUUCCAACUAUAUUAUGAAGAUAUGGUGGGCCAUCAAAUACCCAGCCGUUCUGGUGCUGGCCGUAACCACGCCAAGUGCCCGUUCCAUAUUCUUUCUGAGCUUGCUAAUGUCCGUGGUGUGGAUCUGUAUUACAUCGUACUUUGUUGCAUGGUUCCUCACUGUCGUGGGCUAUAACAUGGGCGUGCCCGAUUCCAUAAUGGGACUUACCGUACUCGCUGCCGGCACCAGCGUUCCAGAGAUCGUCGCCUCCUACAUUGUGUGCAGAAAAGGUUAUGGAUUAAUGGCCCUGUGUAAUGCCAUUGGAUCGAAUACGUUUGAUAUAUUUAUUUGCUUGGGAAUGCCAUGGCUAAUCUCCAUACUGAUUUCGUCCAAAAACGUUGUGAUCAACUCUGCGGGAUUAACGAUAACAACUGGAAUGCUGCUGGUAACAGCCUUUGUGCUAUAUGCCAGCUUCCUUUGCACCAAGUUCGUAUUGGGAAAAUUUGUCGGCUGGGUUAGCUUCAUUGCAUAUAUUAUUUUCCUGGCAAUUGCCAUCUUUUUGGAGAUUAAGAUGCUAAGGAAAGUAUGCGAUAUCGAAUCCGACGAAUAUGCAUUUCUGAGCUAGGCAACCGAAAUUGUAUCGUCUUGAAACAAAUUUUGGUCUAUAAGAAAUAC
Molecule: messenger RNA, 1486 nt
Organism: Drosophila grimshawi
Lineage: Eukaryota; Metazoa; Arthropoda; Insecta; Diptera; Drosophilidae
Product: sodium/potassium/calcium exchanger 3
Exons: 5
Coding region: 30-1436 (468 amino acids)
Biological process (GO): intracellular calcium ion homeostasis; calcium ion transmembrane transport
Cellular component (GO): membrane
Molecular function (GO): calcium, potassium:sodium antiporter activity; calcium channel activity
Source: RefSeq, a predicted model, not a curated record